Messenger RNA from Sorghum bicolor (sorghum), 1335 nucleotides. Its product is annotated as vegetative cell wall protein gp1. NCBI's taxonomy places the organism in Eukaryota, Viridiplantae, Streptophyta, Magnoliopsida, Poales, Poaceae. The coding region runs from base 508 to 1017 and encodes 169 amino acids. The record is from RefSeq and is a predicted model, not a curated record. The transcript has a single exon.
AUCUAACAUCAUCUAUUUUAGGAUCGAGAAAAUAUACACUUAAAUAUAAAUUACGUCAGUAAAAAAAUAUAAAAAAUAAAAUGAUCUUAUAAUUUAAAACGGAAGCAGUAGGUAACUGUUACCAGCCGAAAGAUUCAAACAGCGUCUACAUAUACUAACCGGAGAAGUUGAAAUCAUCGCUAAAGCUAAUACCAGCUUCCAGUUGUUGCCGAGGAGAGGAGCGAGAAAAGGAACUUCGUGUCCAGUGACGCUGAACACGCAUCACGGCAGGACCAUGCGAAGCACCAAAGAGGGCCUGGACCUGGACGACAGACACGUACGCACGUGUCGCAAGAAGCCAUCUCCUUCGGUAAUCAGGACACGUACUCCAGCUCGUCGCCGAACGUGUCAAGUCGCCCGCCGUAUAAGGGCUUCUUCACCGAUCGUGCAAGUGUUACAGCCGAUGUCCCCUUUUUGUUUUCGGUAGCCUAUCGUCCUCGUGUACGCCAAUUAAGGAUAGGCGCGACGAUGCCGGUCAGCCACGUAACGACGUCGCUCCUCCCGCCGUGCCGCGCCGCCGCGUCGUCGUCGGCGCGCGCCAUGCGUUCGUUCGCGCGCCGUCCGUCGCCUUCCUCCACCGGGCUCGGCAGCGGCGUGCGCUGCCACGCCGCGACUCCGCCGCCGCCGGAGUUCCCAGACCAGCAGACGACGCCGGCCGAGCUGCCGGGCACGGAUCGCCCCCCGUCCGAGGUGCCGGGGACGAACCGCCCGCCGGACGAGUUCCCGAGCAUCGACACGCCACCGGAGUUCAACGCGCCGCCGGGCGUGGACGUGCCGAUGCCGGGGCUACCAGUGCCUGGGCCGGAGCUCCCUGGCCCCGCGAUGCCGUCGCCGCCGGCGCCGGAGAUCCCGACCGUGCCGCCCAACCCCGACGUCCCACCGCCGCAGCCCCCUGAGGUGGACCCGCCCAGGCCGCCACCCGAGGUCGUCCCCCCGCAGCCUCCUGGCGCCGCGACGGUGCUGCCUCCCUUUGUGUAGUUCCUCCGCCGUCCGUCUACGGCGCGGCCGGCCGGGGCAGGUGGACAGGGCGGGCGGCAUGCGGAGGAGCCACGUAGGAGUGUACAAAGUAGUUAGCAUGAUGUUCACGGUUGUACAAGUUUGCUUUCAGUUUCAACAAGGAGCUACCAAAGUCGAGAAAUAAGGCCAGUGCCGUAGCUUACCUUGGCCUGAUCUGUGAUCAUGAGCUCGUGGUAAUGGCGCUCGCUGAGCGCCUGAGGCAGACCAAGAAUUCAUUCAACUAGGACAUGCCUUUAUUCAGCAUUUUAAUUAACUAGAUUAAAAAGAUUUAUGUCUAAA